AUGACGUCGGACCAGCCUCUCGCGGCGGCCACGGCUGCUGCCGCCGCCGCCGUCGCCGCGCCUGUCGAUGCCGCCUCGCCCGCGGAGCCUCUCAAGCAGCCGCCGCCAGAGAAGCCGUCGGAGACGCGACGGCGGUCCCUUGUCGUCCUCUCCUUUUGGCUCGUCGUCGUCGUCGUCGGCCUGCCCAUCUGGUGGAAGACGACGACCAUCUACCGCGCCCACCUGCCUUUGGAUCGUAUGCUGCAGUGGGCCGAAGGCAAGGCCUGCCGCCCCGUCUUCCCCCUCCAGAUAUCCGUCCACGCCCCCUCCCUCGCCGACCACGAUGCCCAGCACCUCGUUCGCCUCACCCAACACGCCCUCGACGACCUCGACGACUUUUCCGUCCAUCACCUGCGCCUGCAGCUGGCCGUCAACAACACGACCACGUCCGAGGAACAAGAACCCGCCCUGGCCAUCCGCCUGUCCCCCGGCCAAGCGAGCUCGGCGUCGCUCAACCCCGAAGCCGCCGUGCUCGACGUCACCUACGCCCCCAACUCGAUUCCGCCCCUCAACUCGGGCUCGUCAGCCUUGGCUUCCCUUGUGGCCAACCAGCUGCGCUCCGCCUUCACUGAGGAGCAGUCCAUCAUCUCGUACCUGCUCUCCACAUCGUCCAUGUCGUCGGCCGUCCGCCCGCAGGCGCUGAGCCCCGAGGUGGCCGACGCGCUCUCGAAGCGCACCACGAAGUCUCUCCGCUACGCGCCAACCUACCACCUCACUUUUUCCCUCUUCACCGACGGCGCCGUGCCCAACACGUGGGACGUCGAGGCGGCCAUUGAAGAGUACAUGAAGCCCGUGCUCGACGUGCUGGGCCCCAUCCACAACUUCACCAUUGACACGCAACUGCAGCUGUACGCGACGCCCGGGGUGCAGUCACAAGUGCUGAGCAAGGAGCACCUGGCCUCCUUUAUCAACGCGGCCGAGUGGCCUCUGUCGCCGUCGAUUGGCGGGGCGCCGACGGUCAACUUUGUUGUCUUUGUCGGCAACCAGACGAUUGGGCUCGAGGCGGCUACAUCGCAGUCGUGGACGAUUCCGCAGUGGGGCACCGUGUACCUGCUGUCGCUGCCGCCGACGGCGACGCACGUGUCGCGUGAGACGCUCAAGCAGCCGAUGCUAACGUUUGGCGGACAGCUGCUGUCGCUGCUGGGCACGCCGCAGACGGGGUCGCUGCCGCUGCGGCUGUCGGCGCUGGCCCGGAUCCGGGCGACGGACCUGCUGCUACGGGCGUCGUCGUCGCUGGGCUCGCUGGCGCGGCUGUCGCGGGCGCUCGCAUCCAUCUCGAUCCCGCGCAGCGUGGCCGAGGGCGUGUCGACGACGCUCGAGCACCUGGAGCGCGCGUGCGGUAGCCUGAGCGGGCCCGAGGGCCUGCUGCACGCGCGCAUCGCCGAGGCCGAGGCGGAGCGGGCCUUUUUCGAGAAGAGCAUGGUGGGCCAGCUGUACUUUCCCGACGAGCACAAGAUUGCCGUCUACCUGCCGUUGCUGGGGCCCGUCGGGGUGCCGCUGGUGCUGGGGCUGGUCAACGAGCUGAAGAAUUGGUGGAGGAGGCGGAAGCAGCAGCGAGCUCGCCGUGAAGAGGCGGCGGGAGGAGAGAAGAAGCGCCAAUAG
Hirsutella rhossiliensis is the source of this 1641-nucleotide messenger RNA. Its product is annotated as phosphatidylinositol-glycan biosynthesis class S protein. Gene Ontology annotation, biological process: attachment of GPI anchor to protein. Bases 1 to 1641 code for a protein of 546 amino acids. The record is from RefSeq and is a predicted model, not a curated record. Gene Ontology annotation, cellular component: GPI-anchor transamidase complex. The transcript has 2 exons. Lineage: Eukaryota; Fungi; Ascomycota; Sordariomycetes; Hypocreales; Ophiocordycipitaceae.